This is a messenger RNA of Syzygium oleosum, 3716 nucleotides long. Its product is annotated as probable inactive leucine-rich repeat receptor-like protein kinase At3g03770. Gene Ontology annotation, biological process: protein phosphorylation. The record is from RefSeq and is a predicted model, not a curated record. Gene Ontology annotation, molecular function: receptor serine/threonine kinase binding; protein kinase activity; ATP binding. Bases 925 to 3315 code for a protein of 796 amino acids. The transcript is spliced from 10 exons. NCBI's taxonomy places the organism in Eukaryota, Viridiplantae, Streptophyta, Magnoliopsida, Myrtales, Myrtaceae.
CCAGACUGCGAAAGCGAAAGCUUGCGUUGAACCCUUCUGUGCAUUCCCCGCCCUCUUGUCAAUUCUUUUACAAUUUCAAAAUCUCUCCUUUUAUUGCCUUUUUUUCCCCCCUACAGAGAUUGUGCAGCUCUGUUGAAAUGGGUUGGCCUCCACGUACGGGAAAAGAGGGAGACGGAGACGGAGACGGACAGCGAUGCGUUGUUGCUCUGAAAGCGAGAGGAAUAAAGGGCCAUCUUCUGCUAGAAUCCUCCUCUCUCUCUCUCCACACACAUACCACAGAAAGUGCAAAAUAAUAGCGAAACUAGUUUAAAGGUAGCAAGGGGUUUGCGCUCUUUUUCUUUUCUUCUUUUUCGUUUGAAGGGGUGUUCCGAAGAAAGUGACAGAAAUGUCGGUUUGUGGGAUUUCCAGGUCACCCUCUCGCAUUGUGUUACGGGUGCGUUUGAGUUGCCAUUGAGCAAACCCGUGUCACUUUGUCGUCCUGCUAUCAAUCAAUGUAACGAGAGAGUGUCACUGAAGCCCUGAAGUAAAUACAGUCUCUGGGUCUCUGGGGAAGAAUCACAUGACCCUGAGUUUGAAGGACAAAGGAUAGUAAAGCUGCUUACAAGUGUGUGGUGUGGAUGAGAUUUCAUUUUUUUCGAUGCUUCAUUAUCGUGAAAUGAAGAGCUCGGGUAAGAGUGGGUCUCUGCAGGAGAAGUUUGUGUUGGGAUUUUGAUGCUUGCUGCCGAAAAUUAGUGUGUUUUCCGAAGUUUGUUUCAGGGGCUGUUUCAGAAGGCUAUUGAAGGAGCUCUACUGUUAAGUGGAUCCAUUUGUUCAUGUUCAUUGACAACAUAAAGAACCCACGAGGGCAUCUCAAAUGUCCACCUGCUAUUUCUGCAGGUGUUCGGUCUGCAAUAUAUUCAUCUUCUGUCUUGAGGGAAUUAUGUGAUGUCUUGUGUGUUCUACUGCCGUGUCAGAGCAAUGGCAAAAGCAUUCGAUAUAUAUGCAUUUCUGGUUCUUGCCAUUAUUUUUCUCUCAAUGCGCCCGACAGAACAGCUUCAGUCUUCCCAGGUCCAGACCCUUCUGAGAAUUCAAUAUCUUUUGGACAAUCCACCUGUUUUAAGCGGCUGGACUGACGGCACGGAUUUCUGCAAUACCGAGCCCAAUUCAUCUCUCACUAUCGUGUGCUAUGAAAAAAGUGUGACACAGCUUAUCAUAAUAGGUGAGAAAGGAGCUCCUGCAUUGCCUCAAAACUUUUCCAUGGAUUCCUUUGUGACGACGCUGGUAAAGCUUCCUAAUUUGAAGGUCCUCACACUAGUUUCUCUGGGCUUGUGGGGGCCUUUGUCUGGUAAAAUCGCACGGCUUUCAUCACUUGAGAUAUUCAACGUGAGCUCUAAUUUCUUGUAUGGUGCACUUCCCUACGAGCUUUCGUCUUUAAAAAGCCUUCAAACACUCAUUCUUGAUGAGAACAUGUUCUCUGGUCCACUACCAGAUUGGACUGGUAAGCUCCUGAAUUUGACCGUGCUAAGUCUGAGACAAAAUUCAUUGAAUGGGUCUCUGCCUGAUGCUUUGAGUAAUUUGGAGAAUCUCAGAGUUCUCUCGCUGUCACAUAAUCAUUUAUCUGACAAAGUGCCGGACUUAAUCAGUUUGAGAAAUCUUCAAGUUCUUGACUUGGGAGAUAAUGCUUUCGAAGGUCAAUUUCCGAAUCUUGGUAAUAGGUUGGUCACUCUCAUACUCAGCGAGAACAAGUUCAGAUCUGGGCUUCCUUCUGAACUGAGCUCAUAUUAUCAGCUUGAGCAUCUAGAUAUCUCCUUUAAUAGUUUCAUUGGACCAUUCCCGCAGUUUUUGCUAGUUCUCCCCUCUAUUAUUUAUCUGAAUAUCGCAGGAAACAAACUGACGGGCAUGCUUUCUGAAUAUCAGUCUUGCAAUGAUGAAUUGACAUUUGUGGAUUUAUCAUCCAAUCUUUUGACGGGAAGGUUGCCUGAUUGUCUGUCUGAUUCAAAGAAGCGUGAUGUCUCAUAUGCUAAGAAUUGUUUGGCCGCUGACAAUCAAGAUCAACAGCCUCUUUCAUUUUGCCGAAACGAGGCUUUAGCUGUUGGCAUAGUGCCUGGCCAGAAGAAGCGGAAACAAGCGGCUAAAACAGUUCUUGCCUUGGGCGUUGUCGGGGGGAUCUUGGGAGGAAUCCUGCUUGUCGGUCUAAUAUUUUUGGCUAUCAAAAGACCUACAGCCAGGAAGGCAAAUAAAUCACCUCCUACGAGGCUGAUAACUGAGAAUGCAUCAACUGGGUCUGGGUACACCUCAAAGUUGCUCACCGAUGCCAGAUACAUAUCUCAAACUAUGAAGCUCGGAGCACUUGGGCUUCCACCUUACCGAACCUUUUCUUUGGAGGAGAUUGAAGAGGCCACAGGCAACUUUGAUACAUCUGCUUUCAUGGGUGAAGGUUCUCGUGGCCAGAUGUACAGAGGUCAGCUGAAGAACGGGUCUCUCGUAGCCAUCAAAUGCCUGAAAGUUAAGAAAAGCCAGAGCCUUCAGCACUUCAUGCACCACAUUGAGUUAAUUUCGAAACUUAGACAUCGCCAUGUUGUCAGUGCUCUUGGACACUGCUUUGAGUGUUACUGGGAUGAUUCGAGUGUGAGCAGAAUCUUUCUUGUGUUCGAAUACGUACCAAAUGGUACAUUAAGGAGCUGGAUCUCGGGGCGGCGUGCUAGGCAAUCACUCACCUGGUCACAAAGGAUAGGUGCUGCAAUCGGGGUAGCGAAGGGCAUUCAAUUUCUACAUACUGGGAUUGUGCCCGGUUUGUACUCGAACAACUUGAAAAUAACUGAUAUUCUCGUCGAUCUGAAUCUUGUCACCAAAAUAAGCAGCUAUAGCCUUCCAUUAUUAGCAGAGGAAGUGGGGAAGGAGGGUAGUAAGUUGCCUUCUGGAGGAUCCAAGGAAAUAGUUGCUAGGACAAAACACCAGGAUAAGACAGAUAUCUAUGACUUUGGAGUAAUCCUGCUGGAGAUUAUAUCAGGAACGCCAUUCAGGUCAAACAGUGAAGUUGAUGUUGUAAAAGAUCAACUACAAUCGAGUAUGAUGGGUGAUGAUACCACUAGAAGGAGCUCCGUUGAUUCUUCAAUUCAAAGAGCAUGCUCAGACCAAUCAUUGAAAACUAUGAUGGAAAUUUGCGUGAGAUGUUUGAACAAGGAACCCGCGGAUAGACCAUCUAUUGAGGAUGUGCUGUGGAACUUGCAAUUCGCUGCUCAGGUCCAAGAUGCAUGGCGUGGAGACUCACAGAGCAGUGAAGGGUCUCCGACGUCCCCUUCACAACAACUGGGCCUACAUCUCUCCUUCCGAUGAGUUGAGGGAAUUAAAAGAGCAAAACGGGAAAACACAAGUAAAUCAAGAUGUUAUUUUCAGGGAGAUUUUUCCGGCUUGUGCUCCACUUUUAUUUUUUUCUUUGGCUUGAUAAGUAUACAUUAGUUCAAGUUUCUCCUUGCUCGGUUAUGCUUUCUUGCAAUUUUGUAAGUUUUCUGUGCAACUGGAGACAGUGUGCAUCCUGUAUAUUACAAGCUCCGUGAAAUAGGGAAAGCAGCUCUUGUGCUCGACUCCUGCACAAGUGGUCAAUCAAAUGUACCUUUUCUUAUACUCAUUACUAUGAGAAAUUCCACAAUCUUCCUAGCAUCGCCCUUUUAUGUUCUAUUGGGAUGUAUUCAAUAGAUGUACAUUCACCGAUGUUAUGGAUAGUCGAUUGUGUAAAA